ACUACUGGGCAACGUAAAGCAGACAGGGAAACCAGAACGAAAGAGCAUGAUUCUUCCUCGGGCGAAGGCCUUCUUCGCCAGCCAUCAUUCUCCAUGAUGCUUUUGGUGGAAGGAUCACUGCCACCCAUGUCAUCUUCACACAUGGAUAUUGGCAACCAUGUCAAGCAAAAUAGCUGGAGCGUCCUAUUAAGUUUGGUGCCGGACGCCAUCCCACGACCCACCGCUCUCCCCAUCCUCCCUCCUCCUCCUCCUCCUCCUCCUCCUGCAUAAAAUGCCCCUCCUUCCUCGGCUCCAUGCACCGACGCAGCAGUGAGCAGAGCAUAAGACAGCAUAACACCGCAACCAUGCAACGCUUCGGCUGUGCCGUUACCGCCUUCCUGUUUCUUGCCGGACUGGCCGGGGAAACCUUUGCUCAGUCGGCGACAUCUCCGGCUCCUGCAGGACCGACCAACAUCACGGCCAUUAUGGAGAAGGCAGGGCAGUACGGAACGCUCAUCCGCCUCCUCAAGAGCACCCAAGUCGGCGACCAAAUAAACAACCAGCUCAACAACUCCAACACCGGCCUCACCAUCUUCGCGCCCACCGACAACGCCUUCUCCAGCCUCCCUUCCGGCACGCUCAACUCCCUCACCGACCAGCAGAAGGUCGCGCUGAUCCAGUUCCACAUACUUCCCACCGUCAUCUCCGCCUCCCAGUUCCAAACGGUGAGCAACCCCGUCAGAACGCAGGCCGGCGACGCCAGCAACGGGCGGUACCCAUUGAACGUGACGACCAUGGGAACCCAAGUGAAUCUAUCGACGGGGGUCGUCGACGCCACCAUCGCCAACACCAUAUACUCCGACAGCAAGCUCGCCGUGUACCAGGUCGAUCAGGUGCUCCUUCCCUUGGAGAUCUUUGGACCCCCGGCUCCUGCUGCUGCUCCUGCACCAGCCGAAGCCAAGAAGCAGAAACCAAGUCCUGUCGCCGAAGGCCCUUCCACCCCUUCCACCGACGCUACCGAUGCCUCCGCUGGUGUGAACCUGAGCCGGAGCGCAUCUGGAGGCGGCGUUAUGUUUGCAGCCGCAGCUAUUUGGCUGUGGUGGAGCUUCUGAGUGCUACCACCGCAACUCUUCUUGUGUUCAGCGGUUUAGGCGAGUGUGAAGCACCGCAAUGUUUUGGUGUCCUAUCUUUGCUGUGGGUUUUUGUACCGUCAUUUCAUUCAAAAUCACGAGAUCCAUGAAAUAAGAAACAGAGUGAUAGCAUUUCCCCCUUUGUGCAA
Molecule: messenger RNA, 1258 nt
Organism: Musa acuminata subsp. malaccensis (wild Malaysian banana)
Lineage: Eukaryota; Viridiplantae; Streptophyta; Magnoliopsida; Zingiberales; Musaceae
Product: fasciclin-like arabinogalactan protein 11
Biological process (GO): plant-type secondary cell wall biogenesis
Cellular component (GO): plasma membrane
Source: RefSeq, a predicted model, not a curated record